AUGGUCUCUCCAGCAUUCGAACAAAAGGCUCAGGCCGUCAAACAAUUGUCCUCCACCCCUUCGAACGACGAUUUGCUCAAGCUUUACGGGCUCUUCAAACAGGCCACCGUGGGUGACAACACCACUGCGCGUCCUAGUGCUCUAAACUUCAAGGACAAAUACAAGUGGGACGCAUGGGAGGCUAACAAGGGCAAGAGUCAAGAAGAUGCCGAGAAAGAGUACAUUGCAUUUGUCGAUGAGUUGCAGGCCAAGGACCAGUAA
This is a messenger RNA of Lachancea sp. 'fantastica', 261 nucleotides long. The record is from the annotation of a GenBank genome assembly. Lineage: Eukaryota; Fungi; Ascomycota; Saccharomycetes; Saccharomycetales; Saccharomycetaceae.